AUGGAACAAGACCGGGCUUCGUGGUUGAAGGCUCCAAUGGGCAUGUUUCUAGCCUGGUCUGCGUCGGCAUUCCUCAUCAGGGCAUGGGCCAAGUUUCGGACAAAAACAUGGGGACUGGACGACUAUUUUCUUUCGCUAUCUCUUGGUUUUUGCCGAGCUUCAGCGGCGCUAUUCAUCAGUCAUAUGGCCCAAUGUGGCCCUCAAAAACUACCAGCCAAGAUAUUGGCUGCCAUUUCCGGGGUUUGGACUGCAGCAUCUUCAUUUUCGAUAGCCAUUCGUGGCGAUGCUAGUCGUCCUUGGUCCACACUGGACGGAACCCGACCACAGUUUAUUCGUUGGAUGUCUAUAGAAAUUAUUGGGGCAGUUAUUGAACUGGCGAUUUGGGUCCUUGCCGUCCACCUGGUCUGGACUCUCCAGAUGACAUUACGAAAGCGCAUAUAUAUUCUCAGUGCAUUCGGUGUCAAACUCAUACUUGUCGUUUUGAUCGGCUUGCGUCUAAAAUAUCUGGCCCCUUCGCGGAACUGGGAUCCGACUUUCACGAGCAUCAUGCCCGGCAUUUUUACCCAAGCCGUGCUGCACUUUUCCAUCAUUGCAUCCUGCGUCACGACGCUGAAACCGUUCCUGCGCCAUUUUGACCCUACCUACGUUCUCGAGAGUGCGGAUGUGGAUUCCUCGAAGCGCUCACGGGCCAGCAUGAAUGCCUCGCGCGACUCGUACUACCGGCUCGGGGCCAUGAACCGGGUCAAUCGAUCCAACGACGAUCCCAACGACAAGGUCAAUUGGCGGCCGUACCAGGGACCAACGCAAGCUGAACCCUACGCCGCGGCCUACCACGACUCGAGCGUGACACAGUCAAGCCAGUCCAGCAAAGAGAGCAGGCUGUUGAGGGCGAGCCGCAGCAUAGGCGCCAAUCUGAGAGGUGUUGCCCAGGGCAGGCAGGACGGCGCGAUGCAGAGUAAAAAUCAGGGUGACGGGGCAUCCUUGAGGACAGAUGCAUCAGAUCGCAUGAUUAUUGAACGAAAGAGAGAAUUCUCCAUCAAGCAUGAAGUUCCUACACCACAAUGUACAAUACAAAGGAAUCAAAUAUAA
Molecule: messenger RNA, 1089 nt
Organism: Beauveria bassiana ARSEF 2860
Lineage: Eukaryota; Fungi; Ascomycota; Sordariomycetes; Hypocreales; Cordycipitaceae
Exons: 4
Coding region: 1-1089 (362 amino acids)
Source: RefSeq, a predicted model, not a curated record